UGUACGUCAUUGGAUGGCGCGUUGUGAGUGUCCACCUUGUUGAGAUUUUGGAUAAAUAGACUGGUUGCUUUAAAGUGUUGUUUUCCUCCCCGACUGCCGAUUUUAAUAAAUGAAGAAGUGACAAACAGCAGUAAAAUGUGGAUCCUGACACCCCUGCAGCCUGGAGGUGAGACCCACUAUCUCCUCGCCAGGAAAGAGUACGUGGUGGGGCGCAAGAACUGUGACAUCCUUCUUACCAAUGACCAGUCCAUCAGCAGGGCUCACGCUCACCUUACUGCUACUGACCAGAUCCUGACUUUGAAAGACACCUCCAAGUAUGGCACUUUUGUCAACAGCCAACGUCUGACAGACAACACACCAGUGAACCUGAAGUCUGGGGACAGUGUGACAUUUGGGGCUUUUAACAGCAAAUUCAGUGUGGACCAUCAGAAGCCAGUGGUGUGUUCAUCAUGUUUGGACAACGAUGGCAAGGCAUCGCUUUCUCAGGCCCUGCUGGCUUUGGGUGGAAAGCUGGUCAACACAUGGACUGAGGAUUGCACCCACUUGGCCAUGCCUUCUGUUAAAGUCACCAUCAAGACUAUCUCUGCUCUGCUGUGCUGCCGUCCCAUCGUGAAGCCAGAGUUCUUUUCAGAGCUCCACAACGCCGUUCAGCAAAAACUGCCACCUCCAAAACCAGAGAGUUUCAUCCCUGAGAUUGAUGAGCCCAGCUUGAGUAAAGAAGACGUUAAUCUCAAAGUGAUUCCAGGUCGCAAACAUCUUUUCACUGAAAAGACCUUCAUAUUCCUCAGUGCCAAACAGCUGAAGCGUCUGAGUGCAGCAGUGAGUUUUGGAAGGGGCAAGAGCCAGCUGCUGGAGGAGGGCUCCCUGCCCCGGGACCUGCUGGAGUCUCCACAGAGCUGUGUGGUCGAUGUGAUGACGGGCAGCUCCCAACCUCUGCUUUCAUCCUCUGCCACAGAUUGGGCAAACUCUGUGAAGAACAUCGUUGAAAGAAAAGGCCUGCGGGUCAUCCCAGAGUCUGAAAUAGGUUUGGCAGCCAUCUAUGCUUCCUGUGACAAAUACUGCAAUCCGUCCAGUGUAAUGCCAGAUUCAGAGUCAGCACCAAAAGUGAAACCCAGAAUCCCAAGUGCUUCGCUGUCACAGAGCGUAGCAGUGGAUGAGACCGUGUUACCUGCAGCGUCUCAAAACAUCACAGCAUACGCAGCGAACACAGAGCCGUCAGAAGGCUUGGAGCUAUGUAAGGUGGCCGGGGUGACAGCAGUGGGAGAAACUCCUGAGAAGAAGCAAAAUGGGAACGCCAGCCGCGAUCGUGGAUCCAAAGUCAAAGCAGAGAGGGUGUCUGCCCAGUGCGUUGUGGCUGACACAAUGAGCUCAGCGAUCGGUGCAGACUCACAGAGGAAGAGGCUCGAGUCCAAACUGACAGGUGAGGGGAGUAGUGGCGUUAGGUCCCAGCCAGCCUCUUCUUGGACUAAUGGCGGCAUGAAAACGUUCCUACAGAGGCAGUCUCCUCAGAAACCAAAACUUCCUGCACAAGCUUCCCCACAGAAACAAUCAACUCUGACCAGUUUCUUUCAGCCAGUCAACAAGAAAAGGCCUUUGGACGAAGAGUUCUCCACUGAAAUGUCAGAGCCAAAGCGGCCUGUACUGGCAUCAUCCGUCAGCAGGGGACAGACACCAAACAUCUCAGCCACAUCUAAAGAAUCAUACUCACGUUCUGACAGACUCCCUGCAGCCACAUCCCAGACUCCACUGGGGUCAGGAGCUGAUCUGUUUACAGCACCAUCAGAAGCUCCGUCACACAGGGUCUCCCACACUGCCCAGGAGGAGCCACGGAGCAGAAAGAGGAAGGAGAUGGAAGCAGAGAUCGAGAUGGAGGAACUGGAGUCCAUUAUGUCUGAAGAUAUGGAUUUCUUUGAUGAGCAUCCCACAGGCAGUCGAGGUCUGCAAGCACAGAGAGUGGUGAAAAGUUCAGCAGAACAAAAACCAGAUUUAGCAGAUGCUUCGUCUUCAAGCAAGAAGCCACGCCUCCACGUAGAGGACAGUGGGACCAACCGAAGGCCACUGGUGGACCCAGAAAAAGAGACAGGUUCCCAUAAGAAGCAUAGCCAGAAAUCUGAACAACAUAUUGUCUCCAUCAAGACAGAGCAGGUUGAUCCUUCAGAAUACAUGACAGCUAAUCGUGAAUCCAGCAAACCUCCAGAUAUGUCAUCUGCCAGCAAAAGUACAAACAUACAGCCUUUUGAAGAUGACGAUGUGUCUUUCAUUGAGGACUUAGAUCUACUCAAAGCAGAUAUUUGCGAGCCUAAAGAAGAGACUAAGACCCCUCUGAAACCUGUUAAGAUCAAACAGGAAGUCCAAGAGUCCAACAUUAAUGAAGAGCUUCCUCAAAAACUGGUGUUGGUGGAGUUUCGAUGUCUCACUGUGAGCGCACCUGCCCAUAACAAACCAAAGGAGAGGUUGAUGUUGGGCAACGGCUGCAUGAAGAACUUCAAAUGUUUCCGCAAGAACCGAGUGCCUGGUGCAGAGGGCUCACUCCACAUCAUUGGAGGGUCUGAUCUGCUGGUUCACAACAGAGGCAAGAACACCGAUCUGGAUGAGUGGCUGAAAGAUGCAGCUGAGGAGGAGCGUCAGAGCAGACGGGACCAGUCCAUAGGAGAUGACCUCUUUAGGUACAACCCCACAAAACUAACCAAGAGAAGAUGAAAUGCCUUCAUCUUGAUAUUCUCCACCAGUGGGGAUUCAUUUCAAAGACACGGGAAGUAUGUCAAACUCCAUCAACACCAUAUGAAAAGGACUCCAGAAAUAACUUCAUAGAUAACUCUUGUUUUCUGUAUCUGAACUAUAAUGCUGAUAGAGACAACAGGGAGUUAAUGAUUCAUAUCUGCUUAAUAAUCAGAAAUGAUUUCCACUGUUA
Molecule: messenger RNA, 2911 nt
Organism: Lates calcarifer (barramundi perch)
Lineage: Eukaryota; Metazoa; Chordata; Actinopteri; Centropomidae
Gene: nbn
Product: nibrin
Exons: 17
Coding region: 136-2700 (854 amino acids)
Biological process (GO): double-strand break repair via homologous recombination; mitotic G2 DNA damage checkpoint signaling; telomere maintenance
Cellular component (GO): nucleus; Mre11 complex
Molecular function (GO): protein binding; damaged DNA binding
Source: RefSeq, a predicted model, not a curated record